Molecule: messenger RNA, 669 nt
Organism: Brassica napus (rape)
Lineage: Eukaryota; Viridiplantae; Streptophyta; Magnoliopsida; Brassicales; Brassicaceae
Product: glutathione S-transferase T3-like
Exons: 2
Coding region: 1-669 (222 amino acids)
Source: RefSeq, a predicted model, not a curated record
AUGAAUUCCAAUUCAUAUAUACCGGUCUCAAACUUUGUAGACCUUCUAAAUAGUCAACAAGAGACUGUCUUUGGCUUUGUUCAAGAGAGUGGUGAAGUUUCUUCCUCCCAAGUCCCUCUCUUUAGCAGUCAAGCAACGGAAGCAGAGACUACUGGAGAGCGUAAGGAAAGGAGGUCUUGGACGCCUGUAGAUGAUGUUGCUCUCAUUAGCGCUUGGAUUAACACAAGCAAAGACCCGGUUGUAGGCAACGAGCAAAGAGUCGGUUCUGGUGCUGAACCGAGAGAGUCAUCGCAUUGUAAGAACCGGUGGCAGAAGAUCAAUGACCAAGUGAACAAAUUCUGUGGGGCUUAUGACUCUGCAAAAAGAGAGAAGAGUAGUGGCCAAAAUGAGAACGAUGUUCUCAAACUUGCGCAUGAGAUCUUCUACAACAACCACAAAAAGAAGUUCACUCUUGAGCAUGCAUGGAAGGAGUUGCGGAAUGACCAGAAAUGGUGUGAAUUGUCAGCAGCUAAAACCGCAGGAAGCAGUAAAAAGAGGAAGUGUGAUGAGAGUGCACAAUCAUCGAGCUCAUACGCAUUUGAAACCAUCACUGGUGAAGAAGAGCAAGCCACCAUUCGUCCCCCGGAUGUUAAGGCUUCAAAAGGCUUUGGUAAGAAGACGAUGGCAUAG